AUGAUCGGCAUCGAUGAGGCAUAUGCCCACGAUGAUGAAGGAUAUGGCAGUGCCCCCCCAUCCCCGGUGGCCAUGCGUAGUUCCCCCCCCACCAGCGAUGACAUAUUAGGAGCAUUGACACAGGAGCAGCGCCAGCAUCCCGACCGAACGUUCCCCGAAUGGGUCACAUAUUUGGUGGAUUUAUUCAUGGUUCGUGGGACCAAUGGCCCCGUCCAGUGGUGGUUAGAUUUACGUACGUACGGACGGACGAUAUUUAUGAAUACCCCCAGCGAGGGUCAUAUCGGGUGGAAGUCCGGAGAUGAAUUGUUGUACAAACAGAUCCAUUUUACCAUGGGCCAUUUCCGCGGAUUUGUGCAUGGGUUGGUUGGCCGGUUACGGCAGCAGUUGGUCCACGAGUUGAUGUUUUGCACCGAUCACCCGCCCCCAGCCAUCCCGUGGGAUCAUUUGUACGAUGAUGCCACGCAGAGUGCCACCGGAUGGAGUUUUUUACAGGAUUUACGUACAUCGUGGCCGGUCCAGGGUCCGACGUGGUUCAUGGAGCGUAUCCGCCACGAGCCCCGAUUACAGCGUCAGUUUGUACAGUCCCACGGGGCCGGGUUCCGGAUGCCCGCCAUCGAUCGGUUUUUUCGAGUGGUGAGCCAGUUCCGUGAGCGGUUAAGCGUGGCCGUCCAUGUUUGUGCCGGUCAACCCAGCCGGGGUCCCGAGUUAAUGAGCAUCCGGCAUCGUAACAGUGAGCGAGAGCGCCGCAAUAUAUUCAUUGAGGAUGGCAUGGUCACAUUUGUCAGUCGAUACCAUAAGGGGUUCCAUGUGGCCAAUGAUACCAAGGUGAUUUUCCGAUAUUUACCCCGGGAGAUUGGUGAGUUGGUCAUAUGGUAUUUAUGGUUAGUAUUGCCAUUUGUGGAGCAGAUGCAGUCAUAUCAGCGGCAUAUACGGGGCGAAGCCGCCACCAUCGGUCGACGGGCCGAGUAUGUAUGGUCCCCGGAUCCCGAUCGGCAGACCGAGUGGAGUAGCGUCCGGUUACGGGAGGUAUUGAAGCGCGAGACCGCGAUUGGAUUGGAUGGGCAGAAGUUGGGAUUACAGGCAUACCGUGACAUCGCCAUCGCCAUCAGCCGGCGGUAUUUACGCCCCAGCAGUCAGUUCCAGGCCAACACCGAGGAGGAGGCCCCCGACAUUGACGACGAGACAUCCAUGGAUGAUGAUGGGAUCCGAGCAUUCAUUGCGGAUAUCCAGGCCGCGCAUUCCGCCAGCAUUGCCGGGACGCAAUAUGGCCGGAUGAUGAUGGAGAAUCCCAACACCACGGCCCGGCACCGCGAGUUAUUCCGCCAGGUGAGCCAGGAUUGGCAUUAUUUUUUAGGAUUCGAGUCCACCCGUAUCGAACAUGACCGCCGGGCCCCCGGCACCAAGCGUAAGCCCAACCCAUGGGAAGUCGAAACGGCCGAGGCCCGUACGCAGCGUCGAUAUGAUUUACACCAGACCAACAUAGACGAGGCAUUCCAGCACAUGAUGGGGAGCAACACCGUAGCAUUGCGGGGGCAACAGGGUCCCGUAUUACAAGCCAUCAAGCAUGGGGUAAGCCCCAUUGUGGCGGUCAUGCCCACCGGGGGAGGUAAGAGUGUGUUGUUUAUGUUGCCCGCGUGGGUGAGUGGCCGUGCCGGGUUAACCAUCGUGGUUGUUCCAUUGAUUGCAUUACGCGGUGACAUGGAAGCACGAUGCCAGCGAUUGGGGAUUUCAUGUGCGGUAUGGGACCCCUAUCCCAUGGGGGGUAAAUUCAAUGAGGCCCAUUGA
Penicillium manginii is the source of this 1785-nucleotide messenger RNA. RefSeq lists its product as uncharacterized. NCBI's taxonomy places the organism in Eukaryota, Fungi, Ascomycota, Eurotiomycetes, Eurotiales, Aspergillaceae. Bases 1 to 1785 code for a protein of 594 amino acids. The record is from RefSeq and is a predicted model, not a curated record. Gene Ontology annotation, molecular function: nucleic acid binding; ATP binding. The transcript has a single exon.